CUUCAACUUGAUGGCGAAGGCAAGAUUUAGAUUCUUAACUCCAUGUUUUCCUUUUCGGAAAAGCUCGCCCAGUAGAAGUAAGCAACGGCGAGAGCAGAGCCAAGUCUUCUGUAGUUGCUUACGCCAAGGCCAAGAUAAUAUAGAAUCGCUCAACAUGGUCAAUCACACGGAGACCGUCAAAUUCCGCGUGCGGUGGAGCGAAGCAUUCUCAUCAAGAUUUGUGCAAUUUGUGUUCCUCUUUGUCGCCUUCGUUGUACCCUUCCACCAACUAGGAUCGGUUUCCGCUUUGACGCCACCGUCACCGUCAACCACCGUUUCGCCGAGCGAAAUACCUUCUUUGAAGGAAGACCAUGAGGUAGUGGCUUCAGCGGAGCUACCGCCUAAUCCUGUUGAGCCAGCUCGAACACAAAAAUCGUCUGCACAGGCAACUUCGGCCGCGAAACAGGCAAAGCAUCCGAGCAGUACGCUUCAUCUCACUGAUGAAAAACUGGUGGACCAAGAGGAUGUGGUCGCCGCACGCACGAAGGACAUUCUGUACCGCUUGGGCAAGAUGGCCCCGGAGUUCACAGACGCGGUCGCGGCCAACAACGAAGCGGCCGACGCGCUGGACGCCAUGGCCGAUCAGAAGAAGCCGAGUGCUCAGAGUCAAUCCACGGUCCCGAAUCUCGAGAAAACUAUCGAGGACGCAGCCACGGAGUCGGCGGAGCAAAGUUUCUUUCUCGAAACGGGGGAGCCGAAAAUUACGUAUCCAACGGGGGAGAAAGAAGCACCGUCCUCUCCUUCGCACGAUGAGCAGCAACGGGAUGCUGGUCAUGCUGCACUAAUUGUAAACUCUCCCCCUGAUGGAGGGAAGCAAUUGCAAGCCGCUAGUCCUCCUACGGGACCCCUUACUGAAGAUUCUCUUCCCGCUGUAGCAGCUCCUCCAGAAGCGAACUUCAUCCAAAUUAGCUCGCUGCCGCACUACAACAGUAAGACAGUCGUCGACCUAGAUGCGGAUGACAGUACUCUGGGCCAAGUAGAGGAGCAGCAGAGCACUGAGUUUCAUGAAAGUCCCGCGAGUCAACUCCAACUGGAGGAGGAUCCGAACUUACAAGACACACACGAAAACGAUGACAAACGUCUCUCCGACGGUGCCGUAGAGUCCCAAAUAACUACUCCAACCACUACUGCGCCACCUAGUUUUGAAUCCCCGGUAGAUGCGGGGGCAGAAGCACCAGCACCGCCAACCGCAAGCGAUGAAGAAGCCGACGAGCAGCAACCGUCGGCCAUGGUGGAGCUUGCGGAAAAGCAGCAGAACGCGAAACUGGACAAGUUGAUCGAGCUGUACAAGGUCAAGCGGGGGAAAUUUUUGGAGCUGGAGGACGAGUUCAAGAGCUCAAAUCUCGACCCCAGCCGCAUGAUGGAGCAGGAGACGCGGAUGCGGGAACUGGGGAACGAACUAGAAAGCAUGGAGAUGGCUCUGAACUAUGGCGUGAAGCAGCUGGAAGCGAGCGUGAACAACGAGGCGACCGUGGAGAAAAAGAAGUUCGGGCAGUUGAAGGACAAAAUGGGCGAGCUGCUGAAAAAGUUCACAGAACUGCGGACGCGGGUGGCGACGCGAUUUGGCCAGCGCUUCGAACACCGGGAAGAGAUGACGUGGGAGCACGGAAAGAAACUGCUGGAACUCUUAACGCAGAUCACCGAAUCCUGGGAAAAAGCGCGAGAACAGAGCAACCUGGCAAAGGACAAAUACGACAACCUGUACAAUAGAAUUGUGUUUUACGUGGUGCUGCUUUCUAUUCAUCUGCAGUUCCGGUUGAAGCGAAUAUUUCAAGUUUUGAAUCUGACUACUUUGCGUUUCAAGUAUUAUAAAAUUGUACUUUCAACAACAGGAAAGACGCUGCCCUGACGAUCAAGAGCAACAUGCAGCGCGCUGCGCAGGAAGACGGGCAGGACAUCAUGCGCGAUCUGCUUCAGGCCGUGAAAGAGCAGUCUACAAUGGCUUUCUUCCUCCAAACCGGAGAAGUCGACGACACAAAUCACAGCGAGGAACGGAACAGUGCGAAGCAGAAUCUGGACGAACAGCGGAGCGAAAUCGUCCACCCCCAAAAGACCGAACCGGAAGCGGAACAAGAAGGAGCGUCAUGGUGGUCCUGGCCCUCGUCGUGGAGCUCAUCAUCAUCGGCAGAGACGUCGUCCGAAGCCGCCUCCACCGGAAAGCGACCGCGCAUGUUGCGGCGAGAACCACGGAAUUGAGAGAAAAAUGUCAUCGACGUCGUACACCACUGAUACUACCACGUUUCUGGAUCAUGCAUGCUAAUCUUCUGCAAUGAUAUUCAGAUAGCAUAGUUGAAAAUUUUGAGAGCGGGCGGGCCUUUUCUACUUUCCUGAGCCUGACUUUUCUCCACUUGCAAAAAUUCUGUAAAUAGUAAAUGAUGCUUGCACCACCACCAUCUUCCCAGUUUGAGCUUAGAAGAACCUUUGUUUGUCAUUUACAUUUUACGACGUGUAUCUCCAAAUAUGUACGAACGUCUCAUUUCAACUUUGUAAGAUUUGAAUACACCUAAACGAACCUGCUCGAACUCGAAGCCCACGACUGAAGAAUGUAUCAUCGACGGUCCCAUCGAAAAAGGAAAAGCAGAACUAUUUCCCGUUCUUCAAAAUCAUCAAAAACUACAUUGACUUUCCGUCUGAGCUCUGAUUGUGGGGAGUUCUAUCGGAAUGGAC
Messenger RNA from Amoebophrya sp. A120, 2706 nucleotides. The record is from the annotation of a GenBank genome assembly. NCBI's taxonomy places the organism in Eukaryota, Dinophyceae, Syndiniales, Amoebophryaceae.